Messenger RNA from Neurospora tetraspora, 933 nucleotides. RefSeq lists its product as uncharacterized. The transcript has 2 exons. Gene Ontology annotation, molecular function: oxidoreductase activity. The coding region runs from base 1 to 933 and encodes 310 amino acids. Lineage: Eukaryota; Fungi; Ascomycota; Sordariomycetes; Sordariales; Sordariaceae. The record is from RefSeq and is a predicted model, not a curated record.
AUGUCCACACCCACACCAACACCAUCAACACCAGUCUGGUUAAUAACCGGCUGCACCUCCGGCUUCGGCCGCUCCAUUGCCUUCGAGUCCCUCAGCCGCGGGCACAAAGUAAUCGCAACAGCACGGAACUCCUCCCGACUCGUUGAACUCAAGGCCGCCGGGGCCGCGGUCAUGGAUCUCGACGUCACCAGCGACGACGAGACGCUAGCCCAAAAAAUGGCGGAGGCGAAUGAGGUGUACGGAAGGAUUACCCAUGUGGUUAAUUGUGCUGGGUAUAUUUUGGAAGGAGGGGUGGAGGAGGCCAGCAACAAGGAAGUCUUCGACCACUACAACACCAAUGUGCUCGGAACCUUCAACGUCGCUCGGGCAGUUACCAAAUAUCUCAGAGCUGCGGCGGCGGCUGUUCCGGGUGGUCAACAAGUGGCGCUGGCCAAUUUUGGGAGUCUGGGGAGUUGGUGGUCGGGUGCUGGGGUUGCGCAUUAUUGCAGCACCAAAUUCGCCGUGAGUGGUCUAACCGAGGGUCUUGCAGAAGAGCUGAAGCCCUUCGGCAUAGACGUGUGCGUUAUAGAGCCUGGAUAUACUCAGACGGGGUUCCUGGCGCGUGGCGCUGGCGGGGACGGAGGAGGAGGAGGAGGAGACCACCGAGUUGUGACAGAAAGAAAGAUUGCGGCCUAUGAAGGUACAGCGGUGGCGGCGGUGCAUGAUGCUCUGGAAGCGUAUAACGGGAAACAGCCUGGGGAUGUUGACAAGUCUGCCAAGGUCAUCGUGGAUGUGCUGACCAAGGAUGGUGUGGCGAAAGGCAGGGAGGUUCCUGUUAGAUUGGCGUUGGGGACGGAUACUCUGGAGGUUAUUAGGAAGAAGUGCGAGGAGACGUUGCGGUUGAUUGGCGAAUGGGAGGAAAUCUCGAGGUCGACGAUGAGGGAUGAGAACUGA